Contarinia nasturtii (swede midge) is the source of this 3010-nucleotide messenger RNA. It is a transcript of the gene Pepck1, whose product is annotated as phosphoenolpyruvate carboxykinase [GTP]. Gene Ontology annotation, biological process: response to starvation; hepatocyte differentiation; cellular response to dexamethasone stimulus. Gene Ontology annotation, cellular component: cytosol. The transcript is spliced from 4 exons. The coding region runs from base 599 to 2551 and encodes 650 amino acids. Gene Ontology annotation, molecular function: manganese ion binding; GTP binding; phosphoenolpyruvate carboxykinase (GTP) activity. The record is from RefSeq and is a predicted model, not a curated record. Lineage: Eukaryota; Metazoa; Arthropoda; Insecta; Diptera; Cecidomyiidae.
CCGAACAUAUCCUCAGAGCGCUCAACGAACGCAAUCGUUUCAGUUCUUUCUGAAAUUACCCGAUAGUGUGUGUGUUUAUAAAGAGAAAAAUAUUCAAUUCGAAAAAGAAACGUAAAUCUGGCAAAAUCAGUCAAGUGAUUAUCGAGCAUAUUUUGCAGAGCAUUUAAAUUUUUUGUCGAUUAAAACUACUUUUUUUUGAAAAUAUCACUAAUAUUCGACAGUCCUAAGACUUCGAUCGUUUAACGGAUAAUUCAAAAGAAACUAAAAAAACAGACAAUUUUUAAAUGAAUAAAAUCGCUGCGCGGAAAAUUCUAAAAUUUCGUUUAUACUCAAAGUGUGGAUUCUGUGAAAAUCUGUAUUUGGUGCUCACAUUUCGGCCGCAUUUGAAUCGCUGUGGAAAAAGCUGCAACGUUUGAACGAAUUUUUGUACGCAAAACAAACAAAAUUUGAGAGUGUUUUUUUAACCUGCAAUUGUUGGGUUUUUUCGAUUUGCGAAUUUCGAUUCACAACGGCUCUCAUCAUUUGGAGAGCGACACAAAAUCUACGCGUCUUUGUAACAUUUUGUGUCCGUGCAAAAAGUACUGCCCCAGAAGCCGAAAUGCCUGAACUCAUCGAAAAAGUGUCAAACACAUCGUCAUAUAUAAAAUCGCGAUGUGCAACGACCAGUAAUGUUGGACUUUACAAUCAUAUUCGUGGUUUUCCAGUGGCAAAAGGAGAACUUGAUGCAUUAUCGCCGAAAGUUCGAGCAUUCAUCGAAGAGAGUGUACUGCUAUGCCAACCAGAAAGCAUUCAUAUUUGUGAUGGCACGAAUCGAGAAAAUAACAUGUUGUUGCGUAUACUUCAAAAUCAAGGAACAAUUGUGCCAUUACCAAAGUACGAUAAUUGUUAUUUGGCACGAACAAAUCCGGCCGAUGUGGCUCGUGUUGAAUCGAAAACAUUCAUUUGUACGAACCGACGUGAUGAAGCGAUUCCAACGGCAAAAUUGAAUGUCGACGGUAAAUUGGGCAAUUGGAUAUCGGAAAAUGACAUGAAAAUGGCGAUUUCCAAUCGAUUUCCGGGAUGUAUGCGUGGUCGAACAAUGUAUGUGGUGCCAUUUUCAAUGGGCCCAUUGGGAUCGUCAUUAUCGAAAAUUGGCAUUGAAAUCACUGAUUCGGCUUAUGUUGUUUGCUCGAUGCGCAUUAUGACGAGAAUGGGAGCAGCGGUGAUGGAUCUAUUGCGUAGCAAUUGUGAUUUUGUUCGAUGCUUACAUUCGGUCGGUACACCGGCAAACGGAAAAAUUGAACAACCUUCGUGGCCAUGUGACCCCGAGCGCACAAUCAUUCUACAUAAACCGGCCUCAAACGAAAUCGUAUCGUACGGCUCGGGAUAUGGCGGGAACUCAUUGUUGGGUAAAAAAUGUUUUGCUUUGCGUAUUGGUAGCACGAUUGCAAAGAAAGAAGGAUGGCUUGCCGAGCACAUGCUUAUUUUGGGCAUCACCAAUCCAAAGGGAGAGAAAAAAUAUAUUGUAGCCGCCUUCCCGUCGGCAUGUGGAAAGACCAAUCUGGCUAUGUUAACACCAUCGCUACCCGGCUACAAAGUAGAGUGUAUUGGCGACGAUAUUGCUUGGAUGAAAUACGAUGAAAAUGGACAAUUGCGAGCUAUUAAUCCGGAAAAUGGAUUUUUUGGUGUAGCCCCAGGUACGUCGAAUAAAACGAAUCCAAAUGCGAUGAAAACAAUUUUCAAGAACACAAUUUUCACAAAUGUUGCGUCGACCUCUGAUGGUGGUGUUUAUUGGGAAGGCAUGGAAGAUACAUUGACUAAUGAUGUGCAAAUAACCGAUUGGCUUGGUAAACCAUGGAUUCCAAAGGUGACAAAAACACCAGCAGCACAUCCAAAUUCACGUUUCUGUACGCCCGCCAAACAGUGUCCAAUUAUUGAUAGAAACUGGGAAAAUCCGGAUGGUGUGCCAAUUAGUGCGAUUUUAUUUGGAGGACGUCGUCCAAACGGCGUACCAUUGGUAUACGAAUCAUUUUCAUGGCAACAUGGUGUAUUUGUGGGUGCAACAAUGCGCAGCGAAGCAACAGCGGCUGCUGAACACAAAGGAAAAGUCAUUAUGAAUGAUCCGUUUGCAAUGCGACCAUUUUUCGGUUAUAAUUUCGGUGCAUAUUUAAAGCAUUGGUUGAGCAUGGAAACACGUGCCCAUUCCUAUGGUGCGCAACCCCCAAAAAUAUUCCAUGUCAAUUGGUUCCGAAAAGAUGCAAAUGGCCAAUUUCUAUGGCCUGGUUAUGGUGAUAAUAUUCGCGUUUUGGAAUGGAUUCUCAAACGUAUCAACAAUGAAUCGUGCGCCAAAAAAACCGCAAUUGGUUAUAUUCCGUCGGAUGGUAGUUUGAAUGUGGAACAGCUCCAAGAUGAAAUCAAUGUCAAUGAACUGUUUUCGAUACCAAAAGAAUUCUGGUUAAAAGAAAUAGACGACAUUAUCAGAUAUUUCGAUGAACAAGUUGGCAGCGAUCUUCCACCCGAAAUUGCUCAUGAAUUGAACGAUUUAAAAAUACGCAUCGAAAAAUCCAAUUGAUUUUUUAUUUUAUUUUUUUGAAAAAAUAAACUUGGGAAUAUAAUAUAAUCAAAGUCCAUAUUUAUAAAAUAAGAAAGCAGAAGUCGCAGAAAGUGAGGUCAUCUUUGAAUUUCAGACAGCAAAUAAUAUGCAGCAAAAUUAUUUACUUAUUUUAGCCAUUUAGUCAUUAUUGUUAUUAUUGAUAAUAAUAUGAAAAGAGAGUAAUACGCCGUCAAGGCAGUAUAGAGACAUGGGUGUGUUUGUAUUUUAAAGAUAGAAUGUAAUCUAUUAUUUUAUAGGAAGCAAACGAAACGAAAGAAAAAGAAACAUUAUUGGACUCUAGACCAGCAGACAUACUGGUUUUUAUUAUCAGUGUCGAUGCGAUUUAAUUAAUUUACUUGCGAAAUAUAGCGAUAAUUUUUUUUUAAUAAAACAUAUAACAAGCGUAAUAUUGAAAGAAUAAAAGCAGGCGAUACUAAU